ACCAAUAGAGUGAGGUUUAUGGUAAGAGGCUGGGGAAAGGGUUAUGGCAAUGAGAGGUCCCCACAUGGAUAGAAGCGCAACAUGAGUGAGUGUGUGUAUGAGCGCGAGAGACUGUCCACCUUUCAGUCAGAACGAACUUGUUGUCCACCAGAACCGGAACCUUCAUCAUGGGGUUGAGCUUGCUGAAUUCUGGACUUCGGUUUUCUCCUGCGAGCAUGAACCCGGGUGAGCCGACAGCAGGUGUCUCUCGUCUGCUGCUGCUGCUGCAGCUCUCACCUUUGCGCAAGGCCACAGUCCGGACUCGGUGCGGGAUCUUGGUUCGGUCCAGAAGGAUUUUCACGGCCCGGCAGGGCUGCGACAGAAGGUCCAGGUAAACUUCCACAACUCGACUGGUCGCCAUAUGGAAAGCCUUCUUCAGAUUCUGGUCAUGACGAACUUUGUACACUUGCGACGUCUUUCAGCGAACGUACCUACGUCACAUCCGGAACAUGUUGGUCCGUCGCCUGACCCGGAACCUUCUUCUGAGGUGUUUCUACACGGACUUCUUAACGUACCGAUGCGCUGCAGGGUCGCGGACAGUUCGGAACUGAUGCCGUGUUCCAUUUACGUCACAACUGGCAGUUUCUCCAUCGUCUCGCAUCGGGAACCGCGCCCGCGCGCUGGUACGUGAAUCAAACCUGAGGAAACAAAGUGGACCCAUGAAUGAGGCCCAUGAAGGUCCCUCCUCCUGUCCUCUCACCAGAGUCACGUGACCCUUGAACCAAUGGCCGUUGCUCCAGCACAACGGCUGCUUUCCUCACAGCAGUCGGUUGGUUCUGUUUACUCAGCCAGAUGAGGCUCCAGAUCCAUUCCAGCUCAGACCGACAGCCUCAAGGAACAUUGCCAUUUCUAGCAUGUCGGACUUUGGCGGGGCCUCGAGGGACCCGCAGCAGGGCCUUCCUCCCCCGCUGGCCAUGAAGGCUCUUUCAGAGGCGUACGGCCGCCUCCGGUACCGGGACACGUCUCUGCUCAUCUGGCAACAGCAGCAGCAGCAAUUCACACCCCCCACCACCUACCUGAACCGCAGCCAGUCCACCUGGUACGGCAGCAACGGCAACCAGGCGGUUCUGGUCCGAGACCGCAGGACUUUGGAGGCUCUGGAUGGGCGGUCCAGAAUCUGCACAAUGAUGUGAGGAGGACCAGUUCUUCAGACCGGUCACCUGAAUAAAAGCUGUUGUGACCACUACCAAGUUGCUAUUGACAAACCAAUGGCAGCGGUGCGGGAAUAAGAGUCCAGUCGUCACUUGACGUGUUUAUUUAUGAAAAACAAAGUAACUGAGAAAAUAAGGAUUGAUAUCAGUAAUUACAUCAAUAAUCACGUGGUCUAAUGUCGGACAGCUACGGUACAACUAGGUGGCGCUCACACAUACGUACGGCCGGAGUGCAUGCAGAUACACAAAAUUACUUUUUUACUUUUUCGUAUUAAAAUACAAAAAUCAACUGUCCAUCGCAGGCCGUCCACAGACAGGGGGUUACCAUGGCAACGGUCACUCACUCCCUGUGCGACAACAGCUGACCAUCACUGAGGCCAUCUCUGAUCGGGCACCACAGGAAGCACCAACCCUCUCACUACACACACACCCAUCCAGUUGGCAGAGAGACACCUGAAGGGGGAGGAGACUGUUUCAUCAACCAAUCAGCCUCGGGGGUGGAGCUGCGAUGGGGAGCAUGUGAUGGAAACGUAGUGUUAUAAGCACAAGUUCUGAAUGGCCGGGCCACCGACUCCCCAGGACCGACCCGGUGUUAAAAAUGAAAUAAAAUAAAAUGCUGAUCAGUCAGUGACCUUUGACCGGGGAACCAGCCGACACUGGACUUGGCUGUGGUUCAUCAUCAGGGAGAACUUGCCGUCAUGGUGACCAUCACCCAUGAAUCAGGCCUCACUGCCCCCUUCUGGCGAUCACACACCCACUGAGGAUAAGAACCUAAAAACGCUUUAACCUUAAAAACAACUUAAAAAUGUCCUCUCCGAAGUCCAACAGAACCAAGGCAGGAAAAGAGUGGGGUCGGGGGGGUCGAGGGCCAGGAAUCCAACGCUUGUGACGGUGGUUUACUCCCAUCUCGCUCUGGGCAUUAGGUCAGCUAAUCCAGGGGUCAGAGGUCACAUCCCCGAAACAAACUAGAAGCUAAAAACGUUUAUUUACAUCCAGUCAGAGUGUGUGAGAUAUACGUGCGUCCGUGUGCCCACGCGAGAGUUCAGUCUGUGUCAGAGGACGAAGAUGUUCCUGUGGACGAGCUGUCGUCUGACGAAGAGGAGGAGCUGCCACUCAGACGACUGGCUCCGCCCCCUGAAGCCCCUCCAGCUGCUUUUUCUGGAAACAAGAGACGAAACACAUUGGAGACAACAUGUUCCGACUGGACCCAGCGAUCGCGUCUGCACUUACGCAGCAGCUUUCUCUGCUUCUUCUGCAGACAGGACUUGACGUAGCGCUCCAGCUCUCGAAGGGUGGAGGGCUUCAAUGUUUCAAAGUCGAUCUCGAUCUCAUCGGGGUUGGAGUCUCUGAGGGAUGGCUCUCUGGACUGGAUGAUGUGCACAACCCGACCUAGUUUCUCCCCAGGUAGCCUGUUGAUGUCCAGACUGAGCUGCCUCUUCUCGUCGUAGGACAUAGGCAGCGAGGACUCCUCUCCGUCGUCUCCGUUAGCCGACGCCCCUCCCGCCGUCUUGCUGCCUUUCUUGGUUUGUCUGCACACACAUAGGGUCAGAGGGUGAGCUACUGAGUCUGACUGCAUGAGUGAGGAGUGAGGUGGACCGACC
Messenger RNA from Synchiropus splendidus (mandarinfish), 2791 nucleotides. RefSeq lists its product as uncharacterized. The transcript has 2 exons. The record is from RefSeq and is a predicted model, not a curated record. NCBI's taxonomy places the organism in Eukaryota, Metazoa, Chordata, Actinopteri, Syngnathiformes, Callionymidae. The coding region runs from base 894 to 1172 and encodes 92 amino acids.